GGCGUUUUCUUUCGUUGGGAUUUUUGCUUCGUUUCUGCGAUCAAUCAAUGGAAGAUUACGCUGCCAGCAGCGAUGACGAAUACCGUUACUCCGAUCCGGAGGACUCCGUCGACGCCUUCGAUAACGAUGAUAACGAUUAUCAAUUAGUCUCUUCCAAGGGUCCCUCUACUCAGGUGAUUACGAAGGAGUCAUUGCUAGGUGCAGAGAAGGAGGAUUUGCGCAAGGUGAUGGACAUGCUAUCGGUGAGGGAGCAACAUGCACGUACCCUGCUUAUUUUUCAUCGUUGGGAUGUGGAGAAGUUGUUUGCCGUGUAUGUAGAUAGGGGAAAACAUUUUCUGUUUUCUGAAGCUGGUGUUACAGUGGAUGAACAUCGCGACUCUAAUUCAUCAGCUGCUCCUUUGACAAUAAUGUGCGAAAUUUGCAUAGAGGAUGUUCCUAGUGAUGAAACAACAAAAAUGGACUGCGGUCACUGUUUUUGCAACGGCUGUUGGACAGAGCAUUUUAUUGUCAAGAUAAAUGAGGGUCAAAGUAAGCGCAUCAGAUGCAUGGCACACAAAUGUUAUUCCAUUUGUGAUGAAGCUGUUGUCAUAACUCUUGUCAGCAAAAAGCACCCUGAUAUGGCAGAGAAAUAUGAACGCUUUCUUCUUGAAUCCUAUAUUGAAGACAACAAGAGAGUUAAAUGGUGUCCUAGUACGCCUCAUUGCGGGAAUGCAAUACGUGUUGAGGACGAUGAAUUAUGUGAGGUAGAAUGUUCAUGUGGUUUACAGUUUUGCUUUAGUUGCUUGUCAGAAGCACAUUCCCCGUGCUCAUGUUUGAUGUGGGAGCUUUGGACCAAAAAGUGUCGAGAUGAAUCAGAAACUGUUAAUUGGAUAACAGCUCAUACCAAGCCUUGUCCAAAGUGCCACAAACCGGUCGAGAAAAUUGAUGGUUGUAACUUGGUUAGCUGUAUCUGUGGUCAAGCUUUUUGCUGGUUGUGUGGUGGAGCUACUGGUCGAGAGCAUAGCUGGUCUAGCAUUGCUGGUCAUAGCUGUGGUCGCUAUGAAGAGCAAGAAAAAACAGCUGAACGGGCAAAGAGGGAUCUGUAUCGUUAUAUGCAUUAUCAUAAUCGUUACAAAGCUCACACAGAUUCCUUUAAGCUUGAGAGUAAACUGAAGGACACUAUACAAAAGAAGAUUGCUGUCUCAGAAGAAAAAGAUUCUACGCUAAGGGAUUAUAGUUGGGUAAAUAAUGGGCUCUCUCGACUUUUCAGAUCUAGGCGUGUCCUAUCAUAUUCAUAUGCAUUUGCGUUUUACAUGUUUGGUGACGAGCUAUUUAAGGAAGAAAUGACAGAAGCUGAAAGGGAAAUAAAACAGAAUUUGUUUGAGGAUCAGCAGCAGCAGCUUGAGGCAAACGUUGAAAAGCUCUCCAAAAUUUUGGAGGAACGUUUUCAAACUUUUAAAUAUGAUAAAGUCAUGGAGAUAAGGAUGCAGAUAAUCAAUCUGACCACUAUCAUUGACAAACUUUGUCAAAAAAUGUAUGAGUAUAUUGAGAAUGAUUUACUGGGUUCUCUCCAUAUUGGUGUUCACAACAUUGCUCCAUACAAGUCAAAGGGGAUCGACAAGGCAUCAGAACUUUCAGUUCACAACAUUGCUCCAUAA
This is a messenger RNA of Arachis stenosperma, 1637 nucleotides long. RefSeq names its product probable E3 ubiquitin-protein ligase ARI1. Lineage: Eukaryota; Viridiplantae; Streptophyta; Magnoliopsida; Fabales; Fabaceae. The record is from RefSeq and is a predicted model, not a curated record. The transcript has a single exon. Gene Ontology annotation, cellular component: cytoplasm; ubiquitin ligase complex. Gene Ontology annotation, biological process: positive regulation of proteasomal ubiquitin-dependent protein catabolic process; ubiquitin-dependent protein catabolic process; protein polyubiquitination. Bases 48 to 1637 code for a protein of 529 amino acids. Gene Ontology annotation, molecular function: zinc ion binding; ubiquitin conjugating enzyme binding; ubiquitin protein ligase activity.